Messenger RNA from Blastocystis hominis, 732 nucleotides. RefSeq lists its product as hypothetical. The coding region runs from base 1 to 732 and encodes 243 amino acids. NCBI's taxonomy places the organism in Eukaryota, Bigyra, Opalinata, Blastocystidae. The transcript is spliced from 6 exons. Gene Ontology annotation, molecular function: inward rectifier potassium channel activity. Gene Ontology annotation, biological process: potassium ion import across plasma membrane; regulation of monoatomic ion transmembrane transport. The record is from RefSeq and is a predicted model, not a curated record. Gene Ontology annotation, cellular component: plasma membrane.
AUGAUCAGCAUUCUCUUUUGGGCAAUGAUGUUUUACUUUUUCCGCGAUUAUGGCUUUAUUGACAUCCACUGCUAUCUCAAUGCUCUUAUUAUUAGUUUAGAAACGAUUACAACUGUUGGCUACACGGUUUCAGAUAUUUCUUUCAAUGAUAACCCUGUUGCUUUUGUCCUAUUGUUCUGUGAAAUGAUGCAAUCUGUUUUCAUGAAUUCUUUUUGCAUUGGCGUUAUUUAUGCCCGUGUUAGUCGCGCUUUGACGAGAGCUCGCUCGAUUAUUUUCAGUAAACGCGCCGUAAUCCGCGAGAUCAACGGCGAAUGGUACUUCAUGUUUCAGAUUUGCGAACGACGCAAGCAUCAACUCAUUGAGAGUCACGUCACCUGUUACUCUGUUCAGAAGACUGUCAACGCCGAGUCUGGAGUUCCUUUCCAGAUUCGGCGAAUGAAACUCGAUCAUCCGAACGACUCUUAUGGAGGCUAUCUGCUCCUCAUUCUCCCUGCUGUUGUGAUCCACCACAUCGAUGCGGAUUCUCCUCUCUAUCCCUUGCUCCCGAAUCGGUCGGAUGACUCCAAAUCCCAGCUCUCCGAAGCGUCAAUCCGCGAGUAUUUAGUAGCAAACGACAUCGAGAUCGUGGUGAUGAUCGAAGGAACGGAGUCUAUAACGAGCCGGUCUCUUCAAGCCCGCUACAGCUACAUGUGGACCGACGUUUCGUACAACAUGACAAGAGAGAGGCCGUGA